UCCCGCCCCUUGAGGGCGGUCGCCACCGGCGACGGAGUCCCUACGCUACCAACUUCCGCAUUGGCCCACCCAUCGCGAGACUUUGGCGGCGCAGCAAUGGCCAGACCAUGCCGCGACACUGCUCCGCCGCCGGCUGCUGCACACGGGACACGCGUGAGACUCGCAACCGCGGCAUCUCCUUCCACAGACUUCCCAAGAAAGACAACCCCAGGCGCGGCUUGUGGCUGGCCAACUGUCAGCGGCUGGACCCCAGCGGCCAGGGCCUGUGGGACCCGGCCUCGGAGUACAUCUACUUCUGCUCCAAACACUUCGAGGAAAGCUGCUUUGAGCUGGUGGGCAUCAGUGGGUAUCACAGGCUGAAGGAAGGGGCAGUCCCCACCAUAUUUGAGUCUUUCUCCAAGUUACGUCGAACAACCAGGACCAAGGGGCAUGGUUAUCCACCUGAUGUCAGCCAGCUCCGGCGAUGCAGGAAGCGCUGCUCUGAAGGUCAAGGACCCACAGCUCCAUUUUCUCCACCUCCUACUGAUAUCAUCUGCUUCCCUGUGGAAGAAGCCUCAGCACCUGCCACUCUGCCUGUAUCCCCAGCUGUGAGGCUGGAACCUGGCCUUAACAGCCCCUUCUCAGAUCUCCUGGGCCCUCUAGGUGCCCAAGCAGACGAAGCAGGCUGCAGUGCCCAGCCUUCGCCAGAGCGGCACCCCUCCCCUCUUGAACCACGGCCUAUCUCCCCAUCCGCUUACAUGUUACGGCUGCCUCCGCCCGCCGGGGCCUACAUCCAGAAUGAGCACAGCUACCAAGUGGGGAGUGCCUUGCUCUGGAAGAGGAGAGCUGAAGCGGCUCUUGAUGCUCUGGACAAGGCCCAGCGCCAGCUGCAGGCCUGCAGGCGGCGGGAGCAGCGGCUUAGGCUUCGACUGACCAAGCUGCAGCAGGAGCGGGCGCGAGAGAAGCGAGCGCAGGCAGAUGCCCGCCAGACCCUUAAGGACCACGUUCAGGACUUCGCUAUGCAGCUGAGCAACAGCAUGGCCUAGGACACACCAAGGCUCUGGCCGUGCUUCCUCAGAGGCACUUGAUAGGAACUGCAUCCACCAGGCUGGCCAGAAGUCACAAUAAAGUGGAUGCUAGAAAGAGA
This is a messenger RNA of Peromyscus leucopus (white-footed mouse), 1126 nucleotides long. It is a transcript of the gene Thap7, whose product is annotated as THAP domain containing 7. Bases 108 to 1025 code for a protein of 305 amino acids. NCBI's taxonomy places the organism in Eukaryota, Metazoa, Chordata, Mammalia, Rodentia, Cricetidae. Gene Ontology annotation, biological process: regulation of DNA-templated transcription. The record is from RefSeq and is a predicted model, not a curated record. The transcript has 5 exons. Gene Ontology annotation, cellular component: nucleus.